Molecule: messenger RNA, 1938 nt
Organism: Oryza brachyantha (malo sina)
Lineage: Eukaryota; Viridiplantae; Streptophyta; Magnoliopsida; Poales; Poaceae
Product: L-type lectin-domain containing receptor kinase IX.1-like
Exons: 3
Coding region: 1-1938 (645 amino acids)
Biological process (GO): protein phosphorylation
Cellular component (GO): plasma membrane
Molecular function (GO): carbohydrate binding; protein kinase activity; ATP binding
Source: RefSeq, a predicted model, not a curated record
AUGGCGAGCUCACAACUCCUCGUCUUCUUCCUCCUCGUUGCCUGCUGCUCGCUUCAUUGCAGCCGAGCUGCAGCAACAACCAACAACCCGCCUCCGGCUCCGGCCCCACCCUUCUCCUUCAACUUCGACUUCUCCAACACGUACACCUACCGGCUGGAAGACCUGAGCUUCGCCGGCAACGCGGCGGUGCACGGCACCAUCGUCGACCUCACCUGCAACGUGCCCCAGUGCACCACCGGGCGCAUGUCGUACGGCCGCCCCGUCCCGCUGUGGGACAGGGCCACCAGCGAGGUGGCCAGCUUCGCCACCGAGUUCGCCUUCAAGAUCGUCACCCCCAACGACAAGGCCAGGGGGAACGGCAUGGCCUUCUUCCUCGCCGGCUACCCGUCCCGCGUGCCGCCCAACCCCAGCGGCCGGAACUUCGGCCUCAUCGACGGGGACGGAGACGACGCUGGCAGUGGCCCCGACCGGUUCAUCGCCGUCGAGUUCGACACCUACGACGACUCCUUCGAGCGGCCCAAGCCGAUCGGUGACCACAUCGGCAUCGACGUCAGCAGCGUCGCCAAUUCGAUCAACAGGACGAGCUUAAACUUCAGCAGGAGCGGGGCCAUGAAGGCGCUGAUCAAAUUCGAUAACACCACGAGGAUGCUGGUCGCCUCCGUCGAGUUCACCGAGGCGGCUGCUGGUUCGUCUCGCUCCGCCGCCGUGCAGGUGAGCGCCAAGCUGGGAGAUCCGAGGGCGCUGCUGCCGCCGGAGGUCGCCGUGGGGUUUUCUGCAGCCAAUGGGGCAACCUUCCAGCUCAAUCAGAUUCUGUCAUGGUCUUUCAACUCAACUCUUUCUGCUCCUCAUCCUCCAUUUAAAGGUCAUCACAAGAAGAAAGGGAUGGCAGCAAUGUCCCCGAUCAUUGGAGCUCUCAUAUUUGUACUGCUUCUCCUGUGGGUUAUCCUCUCAUGGUGGAAAUGGAGAAGCUCAAGCCGUGACAUCGCCACGAGAACCGGCGGAGUUAGGCAGUUCAAGUACACCGAGCUGGCUGCUGCAACCAACCAUUUCUCCUCCGAGAAUAGGCUCAUCGGCGCCGGUGCCUUCGGCGAAGUCUACAAGGGUUUCUUCAAGGAAUUGGGCCGUGAAGUUGCGGUGAAGAAGAUCUCGCCGGAGAGCAGAUCAGAAGCAGGAAGCAAGGACCUUUUUGCCGAGGUGAAGACCAUCAGUCGAGCCAAGCACAAGAAUCUCGUCGAACUCGUUGGCUGGUGCAUGAAUCGUAGAUGGAGUAUCGUUGAUUUCAUGUGUUGGUGCAGCCACAAUGCCCAAAAAAACAGUAUCGUGUUCCUGGUUUAUGAAUUUGUGGACAACGGUAACUUACGUGUGCACCUGCACGAGAAGGAGACAGUUCUACCGUGGACUAUGAGGUAUAAAAUAGUGAAGGACAUUUGCUCUGCGCUGGUUUACCUCCACCAUGAAAGACACCCAUUCGUCCUGCACAGAAACAUCAAACCAAACAACGUGCUCCUGGACAAGGAAUUCAACGCCAAGCUAGCAGACUUCGGGCUAUCAAGAACCACUACUGACAGUGCAGGCAAGGCUAGCUACUUGGAUCCAGAGUGCAGAAGGACCGGAAAGUUCAAACGCAGCUCGGACGUCUACAGUUUGGGGCUUCUUCUGCUAGAGAUCACCUGCAAGAAAGAUGAAAACAGCUACGCUAAAGUCUGGAACCGAUACAUGGAGAAUUCUCUGAUGCAGUUAGCUGACGACAGGCUGCAGGGUUUGUUCGACGAGAGGCAGAUGGAGCGUGUCAUCGUCUUGGGGCUCUGGUGCUGUCAGCUCAAUAUUAACGUACGGCCAACAGUGCAGCAAGCCAUGGAUUUUCUGGAGAAUGACGGGCCAUUGCCUGAACUUGCCAAGCAGGAGGCAUCCUCAAGUAAAAUUGGUAAUCAGGAGUAG